Molecule: messenger RNA, 519 nt
Organism: Paramecium tetraurelia
Lineage: Eukaryota; Ciliophora; Oligohymenophorea; Peniculida; Parameciidae
Exons: 2
Source: RefSeq, a predicted model, not a curated record
AUGCACAAUCAUAUAAACUCUUCUUUUAUUUUUGUUUUCAUUAAAGUUCUUCUUAGUUCGUCUUAUAUUCACUCAAAUUGGUAAUUGGUUUAAUAAAUAUGUUAAUAAUAUCUAAUUGCUUUUCUAUAAUUUAUUGUCUUUUAGCGUAUUUUGAAGGUAUAUUAGCAAUUAGAUCUUUUUCAAUUGUGGCUUAGUGUGAUGAAAACUCUUAAAGAUGAUCAAAAUCUAAAGUUUAACUGCCAAAUAAAAUUAUAAUUUUUAGGGCAAAAAUUCUUUAGUGUACAAGAAUUCUUCUAAUAAUAGCAACAUCGAGGAGUAGAAUUGACUGUUACCUCCUAAUAAUUUUUGGUUGUGAUUUCUUAUUUAGAGUAGGUUGAAUAGAAUUCAGCUAUCUUUUUGAUUGCCUCACAUCCCAAGAAUAAUUCAUUGCGUUAUACAAUAAUCAACAAUAUUGCCUAGGAUCAUUAGGUUGAUUUUAAGUACAUCUUUAUUUACAUUGCAAAUACAAAAGUAAUUUGA